This is a messenger RNA of Symbiodinium natans, 540 nucleotides long. NCBI's taxonomy places the organism in Eukaryota, Dinophyceae, Suessiales, Symbiodiniaceae. The record is from the annotation of a GenBank genome assembly.
AUGAAAGCCUUGCUGCAGCUAAAGGAACAGCUGGGCGCCUUCAGCAUCAGGGCUUCUGAGUGCAGCUGUUGCGAGAUGGAUCAUUGCCACCCCGAAACUGGAGAAGAACUGCUUUGCGACCGAAAAUUAGUCUUCCAGACGCUGAAGCGCUGGUUUCCCGACGAGACAACUCCCGAGGGCCACUUGGAUAAGUUUGACGUCAUGGUCCGGACUCAGCUUAGCGGCUUCGUGCGGGAGAUUUUGGGUUCCGGUGCCCCGCACCUCCGGUUUGUACUGGCAAACACAGCACCACCACUGCUUGGAAUUUUCUGCCAUUACGUGCACAUGGCCGUCACGGAUCCCUUUGACUGGACCGCUUUAGGCUGGAUGAUCGGAUGGCUUCAGGUUCCUCCGCUCGUGCUCCUGUCUUUCUGGGAGAUGCUGCUUUGUUGGAGGAUCGGCGCGCGAUGCCAUGGUCGGGUGCUCUGUGGAUCCUCUUUCCGCUUUGCAUGUGCAUCGGCAUCCCCUUCAACAACCUGCUUUGGUUUCAAUAUGCAGUGA